Messenger RNA from Vitrella brassicaformis, 1911 nucleotides. NCBI's taxonomy places the organism in Eukaryota, Vitrellaceae. The record is from the annotation of a GenBank genome assembly.
CAAAGCUGGAGUGUUUGUUUCGCGAAGUUCCCAGACAACACAGCAGAGCUGUGAAAGAUGAUGAGUAGGAGCCGUCUGAGCUGCCUGCCUGACGACAUUAUAGAUGAUCUGAAGCGCCAUCUGUCGGCCGCCAGCUGCGGUGCUGUCCGAGCCACAUCAAAGCGCCUCGGCUGCCAUUUCAUCAGCGAGGACUACCUGACGCGCCGCCUCGACGAUGCCAUCCACAACAAGAAACUCAGCGGCGUGCCGGCCUACAUCAAGCGCCCCGAGACGGCCCUGCAGCGCGUCACCGCUGUCCGCAGCUCGGUGUCGACAUGCCUCAGACAUUUUGCCGCCUUCGCUGUGGAGUGGAUCGCAGCUUUGGUCACGAUGGCUGCGCUCCUGGCUGUUGUGUUUCUCCUGGUGCCAUGGACGCUGAAACUGCAUUGGGUCUUGCAGGUGCCUUUCUGGGCUGCUUCCUUCUAUCUCAUGGGGACGGUGCCGCACGCGUUGGAACUCUUGGGAGAUGAGGGCAUGACGCGGGUGCACAACAUGGAGACCGAGGCCUUUACCUACUUUCGAGAAAUGUGGCGAUCUGCCUGGAGGGCCCUGUGGAUAUGGGUCCGGUCGAGAGAUAGGAAGGUCAGAAGCCGGGUGGACUACUUGUUGCGUCUGCUGCACGUCAUUGAGGAGGGCGGCUGCUGGGACUGGACUGUGCAGCUCAUCUAUUACCUCGAGAACAGCCGCAUCAUUCCCUCGCUGCUCAUUAUCAUCGCACCGGCCGAUCUGCGACAAGUCGGCAGUCGGGCACUGUUUGACUCUCGGCCACCGGCAGUCCGCCAGCUCUCCCUCAUCAGUCACCGACUUGUGCUUCAGCUCGAGACAGCCGACGGUCCAAAGACCCUGAUAGUGCGUCUUCAACGUCGUGCGAAUGGUCAGGAGGAUCAUUUGGAUGGACAGCUCCUGACCUUCCUGACGCCCAGUACGGUGCCCGACACGCUGCCCUUCAAAAUCGAUGAGUUCAAUGCAUCCGACCCGCCCACCAAAUGUGAGUCGCGGUGAAGAAAAGGGCACCGGGCGGCAUGGAUAGGCCGGCAUGUGUGUGUUUGUGUCUACCGGUCAUCAGGGGAUCACAACAUCUACCCUUCCUUCACGGACCUCAUCAUUCAUAUUGCCUCGCGGACGGCUCGCUCUCACGACGGCGCCUUCGACGAGCGCCCACGAAUUAUCAUCGCGUCCGAAAUCGUGCAUGGAAACGACCAGCAGCUGCAGUCGGCAGACCGACAAAUCGCGGCCAGCCGGGGGCCCGUCUGGGAGGGCUGCCGCAGGGCCGACAAAUGUGGCGGCACACCAACUGCUCACGAGACGAUCCUGAUCCUCUGUGGGGACAAAGCUGGUGACGAAUUCGCCGUCUCCUAUGACAUCUUCCUCCCUGUGGCGCAGGUUACUGCGGCGGCUGACAUCGUUAUCCGCUGGAUCAUCACGACGGAGCCUCCUGUCACCCGCCAUUGUCGCCCGGCGGCCCAGCGCUUCCCUCGUACAGUGGCAGUGGUCCACAAAAAACUGCUUAGAUAGGUGCGCAGAGGAAGGUCUUGUCUUGUGCUGCGCAUACCAAGGGUUUGUCUGCUUAGCUGCUGAUCGCUGUGUGCGGUUGAUCGAUGUUUUUUGGCGGCUGAUGCGUCUUUUGCAGUGCUCGAUGGCAAGAGAAUUCGCGUGUGUAUGGCACUUGCAGUGUGGCGAGUAGGUCGAUGGCACAGACAGGCCGGGUGCAUCCUGGUGACUAUGGAAGUAUUUGUGCAUCUGAGACACCAUCUUUGUGAGUGUUGCAAAUCUCUUGAGCUGCAUGUGGUGAACCAGUGAUGAAUACACGAGCAAACAGGGACUUGGCAGCUCAGACACGUUCGCACACGGGUACACAAAGGGAAAACCGAC